Alosa alosa (allis shad) is the source of this 2787-nucleotide messenger RNA. It is a transcript of the gene cysltr1, whose product is annotated as cysteinyl leukotriene receptor 1. Lineage: Eukaryota; Metazoa; Chordata; Actinopteri; Clupeiformes; Clupeidae. Gene Ontology annotation, molecular function: leukotriene receptor activity. The transcript has 2 exons. Gene Ontology annotation, cellular component: plasma membrane. The record is from RefSeq and is a predicted model, not a curated record. Gene Ontology annotation, biological process: G protein-coupled receptor signaling pathway. Bases 104 to 1174 code for a protein of 356 amino acids.
AAUAACGCUGUGUUUGCUAGAGAACGCUAUGCUUAGAUGAACACAGUCAAAGCUUCACACCCUUAGCAAAACGAAUCUCUUGGAGAAUUUACCGUACGCGCCGAUGAUGCCCGAAACAAGCUUUGGAUACACCAUCUUCUCUACCGCGAUGGCCCUGGAAAAUGACACGUCCUUGAACAAAACAUCAUGUCCAUCCAUUGAUGACUUCCGCAACCAAGUGUAUUCCACUGCCUACUCAAUCAUCACCGUUUUUGGCCUGGUGGGGAACGGCUUUGCCCUACUCGUCCUCCUGCGGACGUUCCGCCAACGCUCGGCCUUCCACAUCUAUAUGCUGAACCUGGCCGUGUCGGACAUACUGUGCGUGAGCGUGCUGCCACUGCGCGUUGCCUACUAUGUCAACAAGGGCCAGUGGAACUAUGGCGACUUCCUGUGCCGCAUCAGUUCCUACACGCUCUAUGUCAACCUCUACUGCAGCAUCUUCUUCAUGACAGCCAUGAGCUUCACGCGUUUCCUGGCCAUCGUCUUCCCCGUGCAGAACCUCAAACUGGUGACGGAGCGCAAGGCGCGUGUCGUCUGCAUCUGCAUCUGGGUGUUCAUCUGCGCCACCAGCUCGCCAUUCCUCAUGCAGGGCGCGUAUUUGGACAUGAAGACCAACAAGACCAAGUGCUUUGAACCGCCCCAGGGCAAGAGCAGCAAGGGCCUGGGCAAGCUGAUGGGUCUCAACUACUUCUCCCUGGUGGUGGGCUUCAUAAUACCCUUCCUGGUGAUCAUGCUGUGUUAUGCAGGGAUCACGCGGGCACUGCUGGCCCGCACCAACGGCUCGCAGCAGAAGCAGCGCGCCACGCGCAUCAAGGCCAUCCGCAUGAUAAUCAUCGUCAUGGUGACGUUCCUGGUCAGCUUCAUGCCGUACCACAUCCAACGCACGGUGCACCUGCACUUCAUGAGCCGCAUCGACACCACCUGCGAAGAGGUCAUCACCAUGCAGAAGUCCGUGGUCGUCACCCUCUGCCUGGCCGCCUCCAACUCUUGCUUCGACCCGCUGCUCUACUUCUUCUCCGGGGAGAACUUCCGCCGCCGCCUCUCCACCUUCCGCAGGCCAUCCGGCAUCAGCAGUGGCACGCGAAAGGCUACUCCGUCCAAUGUCCUCCAGCCAUUGGAGGAGGGCGACCAGUAGGCUUGCAAUGGGCCCAGCAAAGUUGUGUAAAACUGUAAGAUGCCACAGCGGCAGCAUAGAAAGCGAGACAGUGAGAAGAGAAUGAUUGAGAAAGAGAGAGAGCGCUAGAGAGAGAGAGAGGAAGAGUGGAUGAGAAUGAUAUCAAACUAACUAAGUAUUAUCUGUCUCAGAAAAUAUGAAGCGUGAGAAAGGGUCAUUAUGACAGGUCAGUGUAACUACUGAAAGGCGACAGCUCCAGGGAAAACCUCUGAAAGAAAACAGAAGGAGAAGCUUAAGAUAAGGCUUCUCAGACCACUGAAGGAUAUCUGUCUGUUGCACUGUAACCACUUGGGUGAAGAAGUUAUUUAAAAAGAUGAAGUAGGGAUGGGGUCAUGCAAGUCAUUAUAAAAAGAGGAAGAGGGAGGAAGGGGAUCCCCUCCCCUUUUAUAUAGGCUUCUCUUAAAUAAGCCAUAUUCUUGCCUGUAAGAAAUACAUUCAAUGGUCAGAGCAAACUGCUGAUUGCUUUUACGCAUCAUAUCAGCAACUGAGUUUAUUAUAAAGGUCUGUUCAACAAGUGUGCUGUAAUCUGUCAUAUUUAAACAUCACAUAAUUGUGUAGUCUGUGAAUGUAUGUUUCUCCAAUACUGUCUGGUUGUGUAAUUGAACAAGAUUUUGUUUAUGCAUUACUGUAUAUGAUGGCUACACCCUUGCAUAAAGUAUAUAGUAACCUUUUAUUAAUAUAUGUACAUAAAAUAAACUGAUAUGGGAGAUAAAAAAGGCGAUCCAUUAAAUGUAUCACGUGACUCUUUUUCUAAUAACCACUUCAGUGUAUAUACUGUAACCAGCGCAAUCCAUUGUCUAGCCAUGCUGUGGUCCAUUUGUGAGUAAUGUGCAGCUAAAUCAUAUUAAGUGCUUGUUUGAGUGCGGGGUGUUUAAGAUGUAGUCAUUCUCCAGGGUCAAUACACAGAAGGACUUACACAGGCAACCUGAAGCCAAUCUUCACAUCAUGCACAUGGUAGCCUUAUGCCAUCUGCUGACGUAGCCUAAAGUUUUACAGCAUUUAAUUCUGGACUUCAUGUGUGGGCUGUGCCGUUUAAAAUUUGAAAAUAGAUUGUGAUAAAUAAUGGCUUCCUGCAUGGGUUAAGCUCUGUACUGGCCACUGUCAGAAGUCACAUCCUGUUUUUUUAUGUUUUUAUACCGACUACAUAACAUCUGUAAGUGCCCUGGCCAUGCAUAACAGCAUGUUAACUAUUGAGAGCUUGUGAGCCUUCAAACAAAUUGUUUCCUAAUCGAACUCACCGUCAUCUAAAGCUGGAACGAUUGAUUGAUUCAUUGACAAAUCAAUAUUAAACUAAUUGCUAAAGAUUUGCUGUUGUCUUUCUGCAGUCUAGUUUGAUGAUUUCUGCAGUGAUCUGGUGAAUUUGUUCCUCUGAAUGUGAAUGUCUCUUUGUAGCCAAAAGAAAAGGAAGUCAUCUUGGGCGGCACCGUUUCACCAUUUUCUGAUAUGUUUUAGAAAACUAUUUCAUAACCUAUAAUUGUAGUAAUUUAUAAAUAUUAAACUGAAUUGACUUCAGAGAGAGAGAGUGCAUCCAUGUGCAUAUGUGUGAAAAGGGAAACACAUCUCUGUCAACACGA